Molecule: messenger RNA, 4140 nt
Organism: Hippopotamus amphibius kiboko
Lineage: Eukaryota; Metazoa; Chordata; Mammalia; Artiodactyla; Hippopotamidae
Gene: NCOA5
Product: nuclear receptor coactivator 5
Exons: 8
Coding region: 186-1967 (593 amino acids)
Biological process (GO): regulation of signal transduction
Cellular component (GO): nucleoplasm
Source: RefSeq, a predicted model, not a curated record
UCUGCCCCCACUCCCCGCCCCGGCCGCCAUUGCCUCGUGCCCGCGCCGGUCGGUUGGUGGCGCCUUUGUCCUACGGCGGGCAGGUGGGCUGAGGCGGAGGCGGCAGCGGCGGGCCUGAGGCGAAGAAGCGGCCAGGAGCCCGCCGCGCUGGUAGCGAUAUUAAUAAGGCAGCGGAAAGAAGAAAUAUGAAUACGGCUCCGUCAAGACCCAGCCCCACACGAAGAGAUCCAUAUGGCUUUGGAGACAGUCGAGAUACAAGACGUGAUCGGUCCCCCAUUCGAGGAAGUCCAAGGAGAGAGCCCAGGGAUGGCAGAAAUGGCCGGGAUGCUCGAGAUAGCAGAGACAUGCGAGACCCCCGAGAUUUGCGGGACCACAGAGAUAGCAGAGACAUUCGGGAUCACAGAGACAGCAGAAGUGUGCGUGAUACUCGGGACAUGAGGGAUCUUAGAGACUUUCGUGACCUAAGAGACUCUAGGGAUUUUCGAGAGCACCGGGACCCCAUGUACGACAGAUACAGAGAUAUGAGAGACUCCCGAGAUCCCAUGUACAGGAGAGAAGGCUCUUAUGACCGAUACCUGCGAAUGGAUGACUAUUGCAGGAGGAAGGAUGACUCUUACUUUGACCGUUACAGAGAUAGCUUUGAUGGACGAGGCCCUCCAGGCCCAGAAAGUCAGUCUCGUGCAAAAGAAAGGCACGGUCCAUGUUUCAGUUUUACCUGGUGUCAUCCUGCAGAGCGUUUGAAACGUGAGGAACGACGUAGAGAAGAGCUUUAUCGUCAAUAUUUUGAGGAAAUCCAGAGACGCUUUGAUGCCGAGAGGCCUGUUGAUUGUUCUGUGAUUGUGGUCAACAAGCAGACUAAAGAUUAUGCUGAAUCUGUGGGGCGAAAAGUUCGAGACCUGGGCAUGGUAGUGGACUUGAUCUUCCUCAACACAGAGGUGUCACUGUCACAAGCCUUGGAGGAUGUUAGCAGGGGAGGGUCUCCCUUUGCUAUUGUCAUCACCCAGCAACACCAGAUUCACCGCUCCUGUACGGUCAACAUCAUGUUUGGAACCCCACAAGAGCAUCGCAACAUGCCCCAGGCAGACGCCAUGGUGCUGGUGGCCAGAAAUUAUGAGCGCUACAAGAAUGAGUGCCGGGAGAAGGAACGCGAGGAGAUUGCCAGACAGGCAGCCAAGAUGGCUGAUGAAGCCAUCCUCCAGGAAAGAGAGCGAGGAGGCCCUGAGGAAGGAAUGCGCGGGGGGCACCCUCCAGCCAUCCAAAGCCUCAUCAACCUGCUGGCAGACAAUAGGUACCUCACUGCCGAAGAGACUGACAAGAUCAUCAACUACCUGCGAGAACGGAAGGAGCGGCUUAUGAGGAGCAGCACCGACUCUCUGCCUGGCCCGAUUUCCCGUCAACCACUCGGGGCGACCUCGGGUGCCUCGCUGAAGACACAGCCAAGCUCCCAACCGCUCCAGAGCGGCCAAGUGCUCCCCUCUGCUACACCCACUCCAGCUGCACCCCCCACCUCCCAGCAAGAGCUUCAGGCCAAAAUCCUCAGCCUCUUCAAUAGUGGCACGGUUGCGGCCAAUAGCAGCUCUGCUUCCCCCUCAGUUGCUGCCGGAAACACCCAGAACCAGAAUUUUUCCAUAGCGAACAGCCAGCCUCAGCAAAGAUCACAGGCCUCUGGCAGUCAGCCUCCAAACAUUUUGGGACAGGCAGGAUCUGCUCGGAACAUGGGUCCCAGGCCUGGGGCUCCUUCCCAAGGGCUCUUUGGCCAGCCUUCCACUCGCCUGGCACCUGCCAGCAACUUAGCUAGCCAGAGGCCCGUGUCUUCCACAGGUAUCAACUUUGACAAUCCAAGUGUACAGAAGGCUCUGGACACUCUGAUCCAGAGUGGCCCUGCUCUCUCCCACCUGGUUAGCCAGACAACAGCACAGGUGGGGCGGCCCCAGGCCCCCAUGGGAUCGUACCAGAGGCAUUACUGAGGCUAAAUCUCAACUACCCUCGGUCCCCUCUUCCCCUGGUCUCCCACCUAUUGCGUUCUAAAUAGAGUUAUUUGGAGGAUGUUCUCUGCGCCUAUCCAGGUCCACAUCGAAUGUCAUAAGUUUCUACCAUCUGCUCUCUUCUGCCCAAGGCUGUGUUGCUUAUUCCUUCCAGAGUCAGAAUUUAUACUACAUUGGAGGUGUAUUUUUGUUGUUGUUGGGGGUUUUUGUUUUGUUUUUUGGUAGAAAAUAAAUAUCUCUGGGGUCAUGGGCAGUAUAGGUGUCUGGGCUCAGUUUGUAUUUUAUUUGUCUAUGAGCUGAAUGUGGGGGUGGGGGAGGAAGAAGCCAAGGCCCAACUGGCUGAAUUUGAGGUAGCAUUUUCAUGUUGGGAGCCACUGCCUUUGUUCAUUUUGAACCUACCAGGUUUUUCAGCCUCGCACAGGCUCACCAGAGCUCAAGCUCCUGCCUGCAGCUUCCGUGUAGGGUUGCAGAGCAGCAGGUUGGGCUUGGUGGGCACGGCGUCAUCAUGCCCCAUCCCACGUACGUGGGGUCUGCUUGAGGAUUCAUAAGCCGGCCGGUCAACAACUGGAGUUGUUGAGGUGUGGCCAGGGCAGCCACUUUUCUGCCUGACCCAGGUUGUUUUCUGGUUUUCUCUUUCUUUUUGGCUUUCAUUUUGAUGGAAGAUCUCCCAUGGACUGAAUAGCUCCAGUCACCAGCAGUUUAACACAAACUGUGAAUCUGGGCCUUAAUCACUCUUACCCCCUAACAUUUCUGUCAGCCUCUCCCUCACCAGUGGUAGUUUCAUGGAGUCGGCUCUGAGAAGGCAGCUCUGGACUCUGGCAGUGAACACCCAUUUUUUCAGUGAUUGCUUUGGGCGGUUGGCUCAAAAAUCAGGCUCUUGUUCUGUUUUCUAAGCAGCAGGAGGUAGGGACCAUUUUGAUGUCAGACUUUUGGUAGCUGGACAUGUUCUUGAUAUAGGCGGCUCUUCAUAACUUUUGAUCCAGAGUGAAAUUACUAGAGGGAGGGUUUCUGGCUGCUGCUCUAAACGGAGCCAAAGGAAGCUGCCCUCUCCCUAGGGAUGGUGUUCAUUAGAGCCUUGUGGAUCAGUCUCAAGGGGCCCCUGGCAGAGACAAGGGAGAGCAGUGACUUCAGCUGAGUCCCUGCCAGUGGCUGAGUAAACAAUGGUUUCAAAAAUUCAAGGUCCCCAGAUGGCAGCAUUUUAUGUUCUGACCUGUUUGUGUUAUAUAGUGUUUUCUUCCUCUUUGAAACUUUUGUGUUGUUAAUAAGAUGAGAUGAUUACUUUUUAAUUAAAAUGAAAAAGUGAAAGGUGUGUUGUCUUUCUUGGGUGUGAAUAUCCACAGGCCUCUUUGUGGGCAUUCCUUCCCAGAGUUUGAAAGUGAGGUUCCCUGGCAACACUGAUUGGUUUCGGUCUGCCGUGAGUCUGCCCCCUCUUGUCCUCAACCUGCAGUUAAAUCUCUUUUAACCCUAGCUUCUCUUCUUAUGCUGCUCACCUCGUUAGAUGCCUUAAUAACCGUUCAGAGCAAAAGCCUGCUGGUUAAUUAUAAUGCUAUGUAAACGUCCUUGUUUGUGGCAGACUUUGUGUGUCAGAGGCUUAUCCUCUUAUUCUAGAAUAGGAAAACAGGACUGUGAGGAGGCUAUUUGUGGCCAAAGGCCAGUGGAGAGUGGGGUACUCUCCUGUUUUGAUUUUGUCUCAGUUGCCACCCUCUCUCCAGCGUAUCAUGCAAGGAGUUGGCAGAACCAGAGUCAGGUAGGUGUCCUGGAGAGCAUUUAAAAGAGCCCAUCAGGAAACUUGGGGUGGGUGUAGUGAAGCGACUGGCACAAAGCCUCCAGUGGGUUAGGGACCAAGAUGCUGACUGCUGAGCCUGCCCUAGAAGUGCUCACCAUCUCAUAGGAGAUGUGGGUGCAGUGCCCCUGCUGCCAGUUCCUUUGUCCCCCUAGGACAGCACCCCAGAGCUAUCAGUACACAAACUGGACAGCCAGGCCUGGGGGAUCAGCCCACCUGACUCUUCUGUCAGUGGUGGUCAAUGUUUCUGAUUAACAGCCUGGGAUCCUCCUGGAGUGCCACCUUUAAUACCCCUCUUCCUACCUUAUUCUCCCCCUGGAGUGUCCAAACAGCACACCUCAGGCUGUAAAGGGUAUAAUAAAAUUAUUUUUA